Messenger RNA from Pedinophyceae sp. YPF-701, 1980 nucleotides. Lineage: Eukaryota; Viridiplantae; Chlorophyta; Pedinophyceae. The record is from the annotation of a GenBank genome assembly.
AUGGACACGAGGCCCGAAGUUGCCCUGGUGGAGCCGGGCGAGGUGGCCUUGCUCUCCGUCACGGCAUGCAUCGCCGCCGCCCUGGGUGGCCUGCCGCACGUGCUGACGAGGGAGGGGGUCGCGGUCGAAGUCCAGGGCUUGUUUUCGUCUGUGUCCUUUGGUGUCAUCGUCAUCACGGUCGGCGGACUGAUCCACGAGCAGUCCCUGGCGGGGUCCAUACCGGCCGCUAUCGGAGUCGUCGCAGGCUCCGUGUUUCUCCCCACGAUCAGGGCCCUCGCGUCACGACCAGAUUAUUCGACGCUGCCGAAGUUCGCCACUGGCGGUGUUAGCAGGAUGCUGGGCACUGCCCUGCUGUGCAUCCUGUACGCGCUAGGAGAGGGCGUGGCGAUGGGCGCCUCGUUCCGCGGUAGCGAGGGGUAUUCGCGGGGGAUUUCCGUGGUUAUUUGCGUGGGGCUCCACAACAUGAUCGCCGGUUACGGGCUCAGCGAGUCGCACACAAGCAGAGGAGCCAAUCCCGCCCGGGCGAUGCGCUGGGCAGCGCUGGUUUUUUCACCUCAGGCGUUGAUCGCCACGGCUGCGUUCCUCGCCCCGGAGGAGUACCUCUCGCCGAUGCGCGGGUUCGGCGCCGGAGUGCUCCUGUACGCCGCGCUGGACCAGGUCGCCCCCGACGCGAUGGCGGGCGCAGGGCAGUCCUUCGCGAUUGUUGCCUGCUGCGCCUCCUGCUUCUUCCGCAUCGUGCAGAUCUUCCUAGCCUCCCUCGGACCGAAAGGCGUGUUCGAUCCGGACGGGCCCGCCGGGGAGAUGGCACCGGUGCGCGUGCUGCCGUACGUCGUUCAGCUGCUUCUGGCCACCAUGUUGGUGGGCGCCGUGGCCGUGGUCGUCGGGCGCGUGACGGUCAGCAUGGCCCGCAGGUACUUCGCCGCGCACCACAUGCUGCACGCCAGCCACGCCGUGCUGGUCAGUCUGGGCGCGCUGAGCGUGAUCGACGUUGUUCUGCACUCGCGGCGCUUCCUGCUGCUCGAGUACGCCGUCCCGGCGGGGGUCGCCGGCGUGGUGGCGGGGGGCGCCGCGAUGUUCUGGGGCAGGGUCAGGCUGGCAGCUCGCGUGGCGCGGCUGUGCGGUCCGCCGCCGGCAGACGGCGCGAGGGAGACCAACCAGCAUGGGGCCGAGGAACAGCAGGCGCCUCUGCUCUCGGACCAGCCCGACAUCGGCACCGACGUUGCGUCCAGCUUGUUGCGCUUGCGGCACACGACGACGACGGCGAGGCGCAACGUGGCAGCGGGCUCCCACGGCGGCGUCCACGACGUCGCGCGGCUCGACCGUCCUGUGCGUUCGCAAGUCCCCGCGGACCGCCCGAGCAAGAUGAGGAGUUUCGUAGCAUCCGCUUUUUCCUGCCCGGACGGCACGUCGAGUGGAAUCCUGCUGGGAUCGAUCGCACUUCUCGCCUACCCGGAGGGUCUGUUGCUCGCGGAGGGCGCUUUGCUCGCGACGUCGCACCCCGCGGGCGUCCUGCUGCCUUGCGUGCUCAUGUCCCUGCCCAAAACAGUGGCGGCAUGCGGCCUUCUGGUGCACAUCUUCGAACGGACACCGACGGGCGCGAGGCGAGGCAUGGUUGUCGUCGUGUCGGUCGUCGGCGCGUCGAUCGUCGCCCUCGCGCCGGGACUGGCGGCAUGCUGGGCGGUGCAGGGAGCAGCAAACGCGUUUGCCAGCGGCGACUCUCCCGCGGUGUCGCGCGCGACCCUGAUCGGCUGGGCGAAGGCAGUGGUCGGGGGCAUGGUACUCGGAUCGGGUCUCGUUGCCGCGGCCCUGAACGAAGGCGCCCAGCCUGCGGCUUACCCGGGCAAGAGGAGGUUCUCGCGGAGGCAGCGGGCCAUUCCCGCCGAGGGCGUUGCGUGGGCGCUUGGUGUGGCGCUCACGACAUCGGUGUGGCUGCUGCGCAACGCGACGUGCAAGUACUUCGGUCAAUGCGGCCUCGCGUGA